Molecule: messenger RNA, 1739 nt
Organism: Limanda limanda (common dab)
Lineage: Eukaryota; Metazoa; Chordata; Actinopteri; Pleuronectiformes; Pleuronectidae
Gene: lpar1
Product: lysophosphatidic acid receptor 1
Exons: 3
Coding region: 236-1315 (359 amino acids)
Biological process (GO): phospholipase C-activating G protein-coupled receptor signaling pathway; neurogenesis
Cellular component (GO): membrane
Molecular function (GO): lysophosphatidic acid receptor activity
Source: RefSeq, a predicted model, not a curated record
CUCUCGCAAACUGGUGGGAAACAGUGUGAGGAGGAGGAGGAGGAGGACACCGCUUCGCUGCACGGACACACAAUGACAGGGACACCUGGCUGCUUUCUGGAUUUGGAGUCUUGUAGUAAACCGCUGCGUCUUUGACUCUGUUGGACCUCAGGCUCCACGGAUCCAAAACUUGAGAAAACAAAGUUUCCACCUACACUGCUCUCACUGGAAUACACCAUAAAGUCUCGCUGCCGCCAUGGAGGAGGAACAGUGCUACUACAACGAGACCAUCGCCUUCUUCUACAACCGCAGUGGAAAGAACCUGACGACGGAAUGGAACACGGUCAGCCGGCUGGUGAUGGGCCUGGGCAUCACCGUGUGCAUCUUCAUCAUGCUCGCCAACCUCCUGGUGAUGGUCGCCAUCUACGUCAACAGGAGGUUCCACUUCCCCAUCUACUACCUGAUGGCCAACCUGGCAGCUGCUGACUUCUUCGCCGGAUUGGCCUACUUCUACUUGAUGUUCAACACGGGGCCGAACACCCGGCGGCUGACCGUCUCCACGUGGCUGCUUCGCCAGGGACUCAUCGACACCAGCCUGACGGCGUCCGUGGCCAACCUGCUCGCCAUCGCCAUCGAGCGCCACAUCACCGUGUUCCGCAUGCAGCUGCACACGCGCAUGAGCAACCGCCGUGUUGUCGUGGUGAUUGUUAUAAUCUGGACCAUGUCCAUCGUCAUGGGCGCCAUCCCGAGUGUCGGCUGGAACUGUAUCUGUAGUCUGACCACUUGCUCCAACAUGGCGCCGCUGUACAGCAACUCCUACCUGAUCUUCUGGGCGGUGUUUAACCUGGUGACGUUUGUUGUCAUGGUGACCCUGUACGCCCACAUCUUUGUGUAUGUGCGGCAGAGGACCAUGAGGAUGUCGCGGCACAGCUCGGGACCCCGACGCAACCGGGACACCAUGAUGUCGCUGCUGAAGACCGUGGCGAUUGUGUUGGGAGCCUUCAUCAUCUGCUGGACCCCCGGCCUCGUCAUCCUCCUCCUCGACGUCUUCUGCGCCAACUGCAACGUCCUCACCUACGAGAAGUUCUUCCUCCUCCUCGCCGAGUUCAACUCCGCCAUGAACCCCAUCAUCUACUCCUACCGCGACAAGGAGAUGAGCGCCACCUUCAGGCAGAUCCUGUGCUGCCAGCGGCAGGAGAACGUCAACGGGACGGUGGCGGAGGGGUCGGACCGCUCGGCCUCGUCCGUCAACCACACGGUGCUCAGCGGCGGCGGGGCGCACCACCAGCACCCCAAGCACCCCCAGCACCGCCACAACGAACACUCAGUAGUGUAAAGGAGGGCUGGACAUCCUGGAGGUUAAUCCCACUGGUUGAAGGGUUAAUCUCUCGUCGAAACUGGGAAAUGGAGGAAUGCAAAGGUCAAGAGGGACAUGGAUCAUAUUAAAGAAAGACUGUAACGUAAGACAUGUGAGGAUGAAGAUGAAGGAGCGGAUUUGAUGAUGAUGAGCUGAACGAGAUCUCAAUGAAGAAGAACGGCAACUAUGAAGAAAGAUGAAGAGACUGUUAUCUCUGUGUGGAGGAGGAACACAGGAAUGGUCUGAUCUUCACAGACUCUGAUAGACUGUUAGCAUUUGUUUUGUUUAGCUGUUUAUUAUUUUCUCUCGUUGUCAAAUGUCUCGGCUGAUAUGAACUAUUUAAAAGUAAUCUGUGAAAUGAAGGUAUUUGCCAGUAGAACCCAUCCUCUUUCUCCGGUCUUCU